AUGAGUGGUAAAAUUGCCUUCAUUCUAUUUUGUGCUGUGGUGAUUAUAGAAUGUGAACCUCAGUAUGGCAACAGUUAUGGCUUUCAGUUUUUACCAAUCCUUCAGUACUCAAAUAAUGACAAUUUUGCAUUCACUUCACCUAAUAACAAAUACAAAGAACGAGUAUCUUUAACAAGACCAACAACUGCACAAAAUACGGGUUCGCUACAAGAUAGGUUUGCCCCAAAUCAAGAGCAUUUCGGAUCACCUGAUCGAAAAGAGACGAAUAAACCUGAAACUCAAUCAUUAGAUCAAAAGUUUGAUUCAAAUGGCCCAAGAAAACCAACAGGCUCGCCAAUCCUUCAAAAAAAGCCAUCUCAAUCUUCAUAUUCACUUAACGAAUAUCCACAAGAAUCAUUAGCAACAAAUCAAGAUUCAACUGAUUAUCGUCGAGAUCGAUUUUCUUCUACAGUUCAACCUAAUAAAUAUCAAACAGAUUCAAUUCAACCUGGACAAGCAUCAUAUGGAUCACAUCCUUUCAACAGUCAACCAAUUUCCCAAAAAAAUCCUAACCUUUACAUCCAAAGUGAAAAGGAUAAGAAAUUCGAAAACUAUAAUCCAAUAACCGAAUUUUCAUGGAAACUUUUUAAGAAUGUAAACAAUCCUCAACAACCGAAUUUCGUUAUAUCUCCACUGUCCCCACAACAUCUUUUGAGUUAUUUGGCCAGCGGAGCAGAAGGUGUCACCAAGAAAGAAAUUGUCGAUGCCAUCCAAUAUAAUUCACCAAGUCAGCUCAAUUCAUUAAUUUCAACAAUGUUAAAAGAACCUGGAAAUAAGGAAUUGCAACUUGCAUCAGCAUUAUUUGUAUCAAACAGAAUUGGCGUGAAUCCAGAAUUCCAAAAAAAAUUAGCUGAAAAUACAAAAAUUGUUUCAACCGAUUUUUCCGACACUGAACAAUUCAACCGUGUUUAUAGUAAGUGGGUUGCAGAAAAAACAAAAGGUGCACUUUCAAAUGUUCGUAUAAAACCAGAACCUUCAACAAGGAUGCUUUUAUCAUCAGCAGUGUACUUUAAGGGAGAAUGGAUCUUUAAGCUUAAUUCAGGUGGUAUUGAUGACUUUUAUGUUACUGAAAACAAUCCAGUAAGAGUUCCAAUGAUGAAACUAUUGAAGAAAUUGCCGUAUGGAAAAUUACAAAAUGGAAAUCUUGGAGAAUGGAUUGCUCUACCAUAUAACUCAAAUGAUUCUAUGGUCAUUAUUUUACCACGAAAAGGUUUACAACUUGAUGACCUGAUCCAACAAUUAAAUGUUCAAGAAGUUUUUGAUUCAAUGAAUAUUGAUAACUACGGAAAUGUUACAUUGACACUUCCUAAAUUCAAAGUUGAAAGUAGAUCAUCAUUAGUUAAUCCUCUUAAGCAAAUGGGCAUCAAACAAUUGUUUACAACAAAUUCUCAGCUUCCAAAUAUUUUUAGCUCUCCUGAACCGUUAUCAAUAUCAAACGUCUUACAACAGGCAUCAUUGGAAAUAAAUGAAGAAGGUUCUAUUGCUACGUCAUUGACAGCAUUUGCUGUUGUUGCACUUAGUUUCUCUCCACCAACUCCUGAUGUUGAAUUUAAAGUUGAUCGUCCUUUCAUUGCGAUGAUUAUUGAUCGUAAAAACAGUUUCCCAUAUUUUGUUGCAAAAAUUUCAAACCCUGCUGUUUAA
This is a messenger RNA of Chironomus riparius, 1680 nucleotides long. The record is from the annotation of a GenBank genome assembly. Lineage: Eukaryota; Metazoa; Arthropoda; Insecta; Diptera; Chironomidae.